Messenger RNA from Xenopus laevis (African clawed frog), 2046 nucleotides. RefSeq names its product zinc finger protein 570. The transcript has 7 exons. The record is from RefSeq and is a predicted model, not a curated record. The coding region runs from base 201 to 1376 and encodes 391 amino acids. NCBI's taxonomy places the organism in Eukaryota, Metazoa, Chordata, Amphibia, Anura, Pipidae.
UAUUCCUUGCUAGCGUUCCCUUCUGUAAGCCCACUCGUUAUCCAAAAGAAUGAGUCUACAGUCGGCUCACUGACGUAACGACGGAGCUCUCGACGCAAAGUAUUUGCUGCAAAGGAUUGUGGACUUCACUUAGGGCGAAGGUGGUUCCUGCCAAGUACUCGUUCAUAACUUUGCUGGUCAAAUUACAGUUUCAGAAAGCCAUGGCUGAAAUUUCUAUGCAGACCUUCGUGACAUUUGAUGAUGUUGCAGCGUACUUCUCUGAAGAUGACUGGCAAUGUCUAGAAGAAUGGCAGCAAGAACUGUACCAAAAUGCCAUGCAAGAAAUUCAUGGAGUUCUUCUUGCCAUGGGUUAUACUAUCAGUAACCCUGAUGUCCUGGUUAGGAUCAAAAAUGUAGGAACAUCUAAUUUCAGUGAUAAUCCAGAUUCAUCUAAAAGUAAAAAGUGUUGUAAUUUCACUCAUGAUUUUCCUUCACAUCAUCCGGAUAUUCUAUUACGAGUUAAGCAGCAGACACACACUCUAUCAAGUGAUCAGCUUGAACUUCAAGAACAAAGCUGUACAACAUCCACAUUAGAUGAUGACGAUAAAUGUUCCAACAACUCCUUGGCCUCUACCCAUCAAGAAAGCACAAGCUCUUCCAAGUUGGGAGACAGAGCAUCAGGAGAUACCUUGGAGGAUCAUAACCACAAAGAACAGCUGCCUGAAAAGGUGAAGCACAAUAUUGUUUGCUGGGAAGACAUCGUUGAAAAAAAUGAACCAAAAUCUGUUCCAAAGGAGAGACCAAAUGAAAGUGAAAGAGAUGACGGAGUGGCUUCUACAAAUUCAGCUGAAAUGGAUGAGAAAAUAUCAGUCUCAAAGGAGAGGCUAUUUAUUUGUUCUGUAUGUGGAAAAAGCUUUGGUGGCAACUCGCUGCUGGUCAGGCACAUGAGAAUCCAUACAGGAGAGAAGCCAUUUGCUUGUAAUCAUUGUGACAAAAGCUUCAAUGAUAAAUCUUAUCUUCUCCGCCAUCUAAGAACCCAUACAGGAGAAAAACCCUAUUCCUGCUCAGUGUGUUUGAAAUGCUUUAGUCAGAAUUCCAGUGUCAUGGCACACAUGAGAAUCCACACGGGGGAAAGGCCUUUCCAGUGCCCAGAGUGUGAGAAACGAUUUAGCGAUAAAUCCUAUUUUGUACGGCACAUGAGAACUCAUAGCGGAGAAAAACCCUACAAGUGUAUUCAAUGUGAAAAAUGCUUCAGCCAAACCUCAAGCCUCACUUCCCACAUGAGGAUCCACACAGGAGAAAAACCAUAUAAAUGUUCUGUUUGUGGUAAAUGUUUCAGUCAAAAUUCAAGUCUUGCUAUACAUAAAAGAUUACACAAACCAGAAGAUCUGCUCUAGGACAAUGGUUGUCAGACUUUUUUAGUCAAAGCCUCUUUUUAAGGUUCAACAUGUCAGCCCCCCAGGGGCGAUCGUGGGGCUCCUGCUGCCUGAAGAUUAUAACGGUCACAUUCUGCAGCCAAAUAUAAUAGAAUUAUUAAGGUAUUUAUGUUACACUGACCUGAUCUACUUUAAUCUCUUUGUACUAAAGGCAAGAGCUCAUCAUUGUCUGCCUUCACCACAGACAUCAAAAAUGAGCCCAUGGCUCAAGUACAUAUAAUAUAAUGUAACAUACCUUGGUGGUCUAGUGGGCCGGCGGGGACGCCUGCCGUGCAGUGCCUCUUCUGUGGUUGCCGUUGAUUCCUAGGUGCGAACGUCCGGGUUUUACAUGCUAUGCGUGUGAUGUCAUCACACCCUGUGGCGUGAAAUUCGAAUAUUUAAAGGGGCUUUGAGCCCAAACUCAUUGCCUGUUGUUAGGUCUAAUUCGUUCGUAUCUGGGUGUGAUUUUGUCUUGUUUUGAUUCCGGUUUUGAUCCUUGUCUUGCAAAAGUUAGGAGAGACAUGGUGCUCCAGAAUAAUUUGUAAAUGACUCACCAAGUAGUGAAUGUGGUCCAGGUGCUCCAGCCCCAGACCCCCAGCUUUAGGCAACGGUACAGCAAAGGAUAAGUAGGAACAGGGCCGACCGGCACUCA